CUCUCUUUUUUUCUGUUUACUUUUUUUUAAAAAAAUCUCAUGACCUCAGUUGAAUUUGGUAGUCCACUUAGAAAAUAUAAGUUAGUAUUUCUUGGAGAGCAGAGUGUUGGCAAAACCUCACUUAUUACUCGUUUUAUGUAUGAUACGUUUGAUAGUACAUAUCAGGCCACUAUUGGUAUUGAUUUUCUAUCCAAAACCAUGUAUUUGGAAGAUAAGACGGUUCGCUUGCAACUAUGGGAUACAGCAGGACAAGAACGUUUCCGAAGCUUGAUUCCGAGCUACAUUAGAGAUUCCUCCGUUGCUGUUAUUGUAUAUGAUAUGUCAAACAGAGAUUCAUUUAUGAACACAACAAAGUGGAUAGAUGAUGUACGAGCUGAAAGAGGAAAUGAAGCCAUUGUCGUACUAGUGGGAAACAAGACCGAUCUUAAUGAAAAGAGAGAAGUAACCACUGAAGAAGGCGAAAAGAAAGCAAAAGAACUCAACGUGAUGUUUAUUGAAACAAGCGCAAAAGCUGGGCAUAACGUUAAAACACUGUUUAGAAGAAUUGCUCAAGCUUUACCUGGUAUCAAUAGUAAUAGCCCCACUGAACAAAAAGAGCAAAUGCAAAAAAUUAAUCUUAAUAACUCUGGCACAGAAUCAAGUGGAUGUGCUUGUUAAUAACUGUUGUCAUCACAAGUAACAAAUAAUAUGUAUAUCAAUAAUAAAUAGUCAUCAUUCUUUCUC
This is a messenger RNA of Gilbertella persicaria, 723 nucleotides long. RefSeq names its product P-loop containing nucleoside triphosphate hydrolase protein. Bases 40 to 657 code for a protein of 205 amino acids. The record is from RefSeq and is a predicted model, not a curated record. Lineage: Eukaryota; Fungi; Mucoromycota; Mucoromycetes; Mucorales; Choanephoraceae. The transcript has 8 exons. Gene Ontology annotation, molecular function: GTPase activity; GTP binding.